Molecule: messenger RNA, 1256 nt
Organism: Ixodes scapularis (black-legged tick)
Lineage: Eukaryota; Metazoa; Arthropoda; Arachnida; Ixodida; Ixodidae
Product: cyclin-dependent kinase 2-interacting protein
Exons: 6
Coding region: 4-675 (223 amino acids)
Source: RefSeq, a predicted model, not a curated record
GUCAUGAAACAACAAGGCCAUGUGCUCAUGAUGGCCGUCAGCGGUUCUCCUUCGAAAGAUGUUUCGUUUUCGCCAAUCUCAGUUGCAGAUAGGACCCCUUCCAAGACCAACCUGACGGGCAUCCCGAGAAAGAUCAGGGAUAGCUGCGCGGACAUUUACAACAUUGUCCAGAAAUGGGACAAGCUGAACGUGGACGGAACGGUGCUGCUCAACAGAAUCGCCACAGCCAAACUGAAAAGCCUUGAAACCAGCGAAAGUGGCGGAGAAGCCGAGGAUGCCAACAUCAGAGCCGACAAGCUCUCGGAGCUCUGCUCGAUGUUGCUGGACGUCUGGACUGAAAUGGAAUGCCAGGUUGCCAAGGCGUCUGCCAUCGUCGAAAACCUGGCAGCCACGGCGGAGCUGCACAGUCGGAGAAUCUCGUCUGCCAGCGGAGACACCGAGGACAUCCUUUUUUUGACGUGGCCCGUUGACAGAUUCUACGUGGUGGCACGGCAAGUGGUGGCCACGUACGCCAAAGAGCUGGGAGUCAAGAAGUGCCUCGUCGAGGAAGUGGCCACAGUGGCCGACUCGAAGACCCUCUCGUUCUACGUGGCAGCGUGGAGCUACCAGGCCUACGUCGACGACAACUGCCGCCUCUCGCUCGAAGCUCUUGUGCACGAAGUCGGACUCAAGUGAACUCUUUUCUCGCGCGUGCAGCAUGUGUGGAAGGCUGUUGACGGGUGUAGAGACUUCACUUAUCGUCACCCGUUACAGCGUGCAUAAGGCGGAGCUUGUUGUGGAUGGAUGGAUGGGUGUGUAUGGCCGAACCCCACGAUGCAAAAUAGCAGUCAAAGCUGCAGUGCGCGAUAUCAAAAGACGCAAACUUUGCGUUCUGCUGUCGCCAGAACGUUAGCGUUGGCGGCGGUGGAAAUCAGUUCUUUGAUCGACGUUUUAUUGAUGAUCAUUUUGUCGACAGUUCGAGGUUCCUGCAUUUGUUUCAUCGACGCACCUCGCGACGUUUCGUCGAAAUAGUCCUUCCGCGCGCAUUGCCUCGGUCGCCGACUUCCGGAUGGUGUUUUAUCUUGCUGAACCCCGGGCUGUCCCGACGAGGCCUCGGGCAAGCUCGGGCCCGAGAUUAUAAUAAAAUUGUUCCACGAGCGGAGCGAGGGGUGUCCUCGCACUGGGCGGACCGUUUGCAAGAUUGGGACUAGGGCUCAUGGAUUGGUUUUUGCUCCGCCAUUGCCCACUCUGGUUCUGCUUCUUGCGAACGAAAUGAA